This is a messenger RNA of Gallus gallus (chicken), 754 nucleotides long. RefSeq lists its product as uncharacterized. The coding region runs from base 128 to 730 and encodes 200 amino acids. The transcript is spliced from 2 exons. The record is from RefSeq and is a predicted model, not a curated record. NCBI's taxonomy places the organism in Eukaryota, Metazoa, Chordata, Aves, Galliformes, Phasianidae.
GGCGAGCAUGCGCCCGACAACUCCAAAUCGGCAACUGUUGCUCCUAAGCGCUCCUGCCGGUUCUCGGACCGCCGGCUCAGCGAUCUCCUCCUUCUAAACCAGGCUGCCCCUCAUCUAUUUCCAUUAGAUGUUUGAUGCCCGAGCCCAUCCCGGGAGCGGACCGGUUCGGCUCACAGCUGCCCCCGAGCGCCCGGCGCCAUCCAAAUUGCUCUCCGCCGCGGCGGACCAGCAGACGUCCCCUUCCCCCCCCAGCCCCGCGCCGUCCCCCGGCCGUUUCAAAGCGCUCUCAGCAGCAGCGGAACCCGAGCGGCUCGGAGAUGGGCGGUCGCGGUACGGGCGUGAAGCGGCCCCGGCACCGCAGCAUCCCAGGACCCGCCGGGCUCGGCACCGCGCUGCGCAUGCAGCACCGCGCACACAGCCCCGCGGCGCACGCGCACUGCCGCUCGGAGGACUGAGCGUGACGGAGAUCGGCGGAUGCGCCGCGCAGAGCGACGGCGACGUCCGCGCAGCACUUCGGCGCGCGUCCCGCUGCCUGCGGCACCGAACGUACGCGGCCGCCAUUCCGCCGAUCGGCCACGCGGGGGCGCCAGAGACCGCGGAAACGACGACUCCGAGCGGAUCGACGUUGACCCGCACCGCCUCGUCCCGUGAUGUUUUCCAAAGCAUGAAUCUUGUCCACACACAGUGCUUCUGUAAAUGUUGGUAUGGCUGGGAAUGGCAAACCAAGUAAUGAUGGAUUGGAGAGUGAUGAAAA